ACAGCCCGGCCGCGGCGGAGGGAGAAGCGGCGGCGGCAGCGGCAGCGCCCGGCCCCUCCGCGCAGCAUGGCGCAGCAGCGCCCGCCGCCCGCCGCCGCCUGAGGCGCCCCGCGGCGCCGAGCCGAGCCCGCGCCCAUGGCGGCACCGCCGCCCGCCCUCAGCUGGGCGCUGCCCCUGCUGGCGGCGCUGGCGGGCGCCGGCGGCCCCCAGAGCUUCGAGCUGCCGGGGCCCCGCAUCGACAACAUCGAGGUGAGCGGCGGCGGCGUGCUGGUGGCGGGCGGCAGCUGCCUCUACGAGCUGCGGCCCGAGCUGCGACCCCGCCGCCGCGUGGUGCCGGCGGCCGCGGGGCAGGGCUGCGGGGAGCCCCCCGGCAUGCGGAGCAACCUGCUGCUGCCCUACGAGGAAGCCGGCGGGAAGGGCGUCCUGCUGGCCGGCUGGACCCAGAAGGACGGCACCUGCCAGGUGUGGGAGCAGCCGGCCUACCGGCAGCGCCUGAACCGCAGCGAGGUGGUCAGCUGCCUGCCCGACGGCUCCACCGCCGGUGUUGUCUUCCAGCUGGCUGGCGCCUGGUACCUGGCUGUGGCGGCCACCUACUCGGCUGGCGCCUAUGGGAUCCAUCAGGGUUGUGAGCCCUCCCAGUCCGACGAGGCCACUGUCAUCACUGUGCGCAGCAUUGGCAACCUGGAGUCCAAAGAGGAGCUGGGCAUCAUCAAGCGCAAGGAGGAGCCUUUGCACUUUGUUGACGCGCUCCAGUGGGGAGACCACCUCUUCUUUCCCUACUACAGGUUGAAGGCCAGGUUGGGCAACGAUACGGAGCCACCGAGCAUGGCUGUCCUGCGCCAGCUGCACCCCUCGGAGGGUGGCCUUACUUUGCAAGGGCACGUGUAUUUGGACUGUGGGUGCAGGAGCCUUAUCGUUUCUUCCAGCCUUGUUCGCCAGGGCGAUCAGGGCUGGUGGGUGGGUGUUUUCAACCACAGCCACAGUGCCAGGGCCUGGAAUGCCACUGCUGUCUGCAUCUUCGGGAUGGAGGAGAUGAAGGAGCAAGCCUGCGCGUCCACACACUUCAUCAUGAAUGGGAAGAGCUGUGAGGCACGAUCAAUCAAGAAAUUACCUACCUUGAUUCACUCUGGAUUAGUGGCUGUUUAUGGCACAGUUGUUAUGAAUCAGAUAGUUCUCUUUUUGGGAACAGACGAUGGACAAUUACUGAAGGCUAUUCUUAAUGAGGAUAUGGAAUCUAAUUGCCCAGAGGUUUUAUACGAAAUUAAGGAAGAAACCUCCAUUUUCCCCAAACUUCGACUUGAUCCAGUAGAUAACAACUACAUCUAUCUGUCCUCUGCCAAUAAGGUAAGAAGAAUACCAGUUGCAAAUUGUGGCAGAUAUGUUUCCCAGCAAGAAUGCUUAUCUGCAAAGGAUCCUUACUGUGGGUGGUGUUCUUCAAAUCAAAGGUGCACUUUAAAAGAAAAUUGUACAGGGUCGAAUAGCACAAAGGGUUGGUAUGACAUUUCACAUGCACCUGAUAAAGAUCUGAAAAUCUUGCUAAGUUUCCCUGCCAAAAAUCAGGUUGCCGUGGCUGCAAGCGUAAACACAAUCCUUACUUCCUGUGUAAUCAAAAUUGUAAAACCUGUUGAAAUAUUUUAUGAAAAUGUAGUGCUGAAAAACUCAUCCUGUUUCUGCAAUCUAACCACUCCAGUGAUAACUGAUAAUGAUUGUCUAGUACUCGAAGCAUCGCUGUCCUCAAGCUCUUGGAAUAUGACACAAACAGUUCGGUUGAAAAACUGCUCACGCUGUAUACACAAGGGUGAGUGUGCCAGAUGUAAAUGGACGCGUGUCUCUCCUGCCACCACCUGCCAGGAUAGUUGCAAUGCAGCUGCUUCGAAGGGGAUCACCACUGCGCAGAAAACAGAGCAUAUCAGCAUUCAUUCCAUUGAACCUUUGUGGAUUUCUACAUUAGGCAAAAGUGAAAUAACAGUCAAAGGAGAAAACUUCACACGUGCAUCAGGCAUAAAAUUGAUACUGACUGGAAUCACUGGCUGUAAACCAGACAUCAUUAAAGUUAGAAAUGUGCUAAAUGAUACGCAAAUGACAUUUGCUCUCCCACCAACACGUAAAGAGGCCAAAAGUAUAUGUAUACAGGCUGACGGGAAAAAGUGUUCGCCACCAAUGACCCUGCAUUACGUUUCACUGCCAUCAUGUUUUAGAAUCACACCAAAUACCUCCUGGAUCAGUGGUGGUCGCAAAAUUACUACGAUUGGUAGAAAUUUUAAUGUAGUGGACAGUGUGAUUAUUUCAGAUGACCAGAGAUCAAACCUCACCGUCUCUAGGUGUCCUGGAAAUGAAUCUGAAUAUCAUUACUUAACACCAAGCCUGAGCCAUGCAACAGAGGGUAAAGUUGUUGAUAUGAUGUUAAAAGUGGAAACUACCUUUAUACCAUGUGUCAAAUUACACUAUCACCCUGACCCAGUGUUCAUUAACUACCAGCUGCACACAGAGCUGGAUCCUGAUCUGGAAUUAAAAAUAUAUAAAGAAAAUGACAACUUGAAUAUUUCUAAAACAGAGGUAGAGGUUUAUCUGUCGUAUAUGAAUGGUGCACAGACCAAAAAGAUAUUGUUCAGUGUCCAAAACAUCACCAAAAACACAGACCGUAGCACCAUACUGUGCAAAUUCAAAAGGGACGGAACAGAGAAGAUUGACUUUUCCACAGUGAAAGUUUUUGUCAAAUUAGGAAACCUUGAACAUGAAGUCAAACCAACAUCAUCACACAUAUAUUUAUAUGUUCUUAUUUUGCUACCUAUCAUAUUGUGUGUCAUUAUAGUGGCAUUUGCAGUUACUAGAUACAAAUCCAAAGAGUUAACUCGUAAACAGAGCCAGCAACUUGAACUGCUGGAAUAUGAGAUUCGGAAAGAAAUACGCGAGGGAUUUGCUGAACUGCAGAUGGAUGAGUUAGACGUGGUGGAUAGUUUUGGAACCGUUCCCUUCCUUGACUACAAACACUUUGCUCUUAGAACUUUCUUUCCAGAGUCAGGAGGCUUUGCAUCCAUCUUCAGUGAAGACAUGCCACAGAGCAGAGACCAAACGAGCAAGGAUGAAAGCUUCAACAUGUUGCAUGCUUUAAUUUGUAACAAGAACUUUCUUGUUACUCUCAUUCACACCCUUGAAAAGCAGAAAAAUUUCUCUGUGAAAGACAGGUGCUUGUUUGCAUCCUUCUUGACUAUUGUACUACAAACUAAGCUAGUUUAUCUAACCCAUAUUUUGGAAGUGUUGACAAAGGACCUGAUGGAGCAGUCAAGCAAUGUACAGCCUAAGCUCCUGCUCAGACGAACUGAAUCUGUGGUGGAAAAAUUGCUGACAAACUGGAUGUCUGUCUGCCUUUCUGGAUUUCUCCGGGAGACAAUUGGUGAACCUUUCUAUUUGCUAGUGACAACCCUCAAUCAGAGGAUAAACAAAGGACCCGUUGACGCGAUAACUUGCAAAGCCCUGUACACGCUUAAUGAAGACUGGCUGCUGUGGCAAGUGUCGGAAUUCAAAACAGUGACUCUGAACGUUAUCUUCGAAAAAAUUUCAGAGAAUGAGAGUGGAGAUGCCUGUCAGACUAUCCCAGUUAAUGUUCUGGACUGUGACACCAUAGGCCAAGCCAAGGAGAAGAGUCUUCAGGCUUUCCUUAAUAAGAAUGGCUUUCUCUAUGGUCUUCAGCUGGAUGAAGUUGGUCUUGAACUUGUGUCGGAGGAGCAGCAAAGAGAAUUGUUGGAUAUUGAUGGUUCCUCAGAGGUGAUGGAGGAUGGGAUCAGGAAGCUAAAUACCAUCGGUCAUUACGAGAUUUCAAAUGGAGCCACCAUAAAAGUCUUUAAAAAGAAGGCAAAUACUCGAUCAGAUGUGGACUACUCAGAUGAACACUGUCAUUUGAUUUUACCAGACUCCGAAGCAAACAAAGAUGUGAAAGGAGCAGGUCACAAAGGGAAGCAAAAAUUCAAAGUCAAAGAAAUGUAUCUGACAAAGCUUCUGUCAACCAAGGUUGCAAUUCACUCGGUUGUUGAAAAGCUCUUCAGGAGCAUUUGGAGUUUACCCAACAAUAAAGCACCCGUUGCCAUCAAGUACUUUUUUGACUUUCUGGAUGCCCAGGCUGAGAGCAAAAAAAUUACUGACCCUGAUGUGGUGCAUAUCUGGAAAACCAACAGUCUUCCUCUUCGCUUUUGGGUGAACAUCCUGAAGAAUCCUCAAUUUGUCUUUGACAUUAAGAAGACUUCACAUAUAGAUGGCUGCUUGUCUGUAAUCGCACAAGCUUUCAUGGAUGCCUUUUCUCUAGCAGAACAGACACUGGGGAAGGAAGCACCAACAAAUAAACUUCUUUACGCUAAGGACAUUCCACUCUACAAGAAGGAGGUGAAAGCGUACUACAAAGCCAUCAGGGAUCUGCCUCCACUGACCACUUUAGAGGUUGAAGAAUUUCUAACUCAGGAAUCUAUGAAACACGAAAAUGAAUUUAAUGAGAAAGUGGCCUUGAUUGAAAUCUACAGAUACAUAGUGAAAUAUUAUGAUGAGAUUGUCAGCAAACUCGAGCGAGAACGGGGGUUUGAAGAAGUCCAGAAACAGCUCCAGCAAGUAAAAGCCUUAUUUGAUGAAAAGAAAAAAUGCAAAUGGCUUUGAGCAGAGCACUGACUCACAGCAUCACUGUGGGGGAUUUUCAGUAAGUGCUACUGCUCCCUAAACUGUUUUGACUGACUAUAUGUACAGGGUUUGAAACAUUUGGACGCUCUUCUCCACUCUGACCAUUCCAAGUAACAGCUACGUUUGGGAAUGAUGUACGAUCAGGGUUACAUAUUCAAACAUGGGCACGUGAAAGCGAAAGUGAGUCUCGUGUUGGCAGGGCCAGCAUUUUUAGGUACUUGAACACACAUACCUUUUGGUUCAAAAAUACUGCCUAAGUAAGCUUUCUGCUUACUUAUAAACAAGCUCGUAGGAGAUGCACAAAGCACACUGCAAGUUCAGAGUUGCCCGUGUGAACUUGUGAGUAGCUUGGCUCUUUUUUUUUAAGAGAGAAAGCUGAUGUUUCGCCACAUCCUUUAAGCAGCCCUGGCAACCUGUGAGGAAGAGUUCCGGCUUCAGAAUACGGGUCAGCUGCAGUUUCCUUCCUUCCAGACAGAUGUACACUGGUUCCUGUUUGGGAAAAAAAGACAAAAAAAAGGCACCAAAGUGACGCUUGGGACAACUGUGUUUGGCAGAAGAAGUGUGUCUGAGGUUUGAAGUCCAAAUGCGUCAUGGCAGGACUUCUCUUCCUUAGGUUAGAAAUUCCAUGUGCAAAGUGAAGCCCACACUGAGCAGGGGAGGAGGUUUUUGAAGACGGGCACCAGACCGGCAUCAGUCUGCGUUUACAUUUCUACCUUUCCAUCCUUGAAUAAGCUGUGAAACACUUGGGACCAGCUUCACAGGUGAAACCUGCACCGCAUCAGAACACCAUUGUGAUUUGAUGAAGCAGCUGCCGAUAGCUGCACAAACCUGCACUCAGGUGCAUGAUCAGCCUGUGCACCGGUGCCGAGAGUCUUGCCCAGUCUUGCCGUCCUCCUGCAAAGGCCUCACAAACCUAAAGCCAGCAUUUUAUUUAUUUUUCUUUCCAGGUUGUCCACACAAAGGCUUCAUCAAAAGCCUUGUUAGUUUAAUAAAGUGUAAGAACAGGAGGGCGGGUGUAAUCUCUGAGUGAUGCAAACACGAGAGCUGGGCUUGGAGAUGGGGAGGGAGUAACUGUCUGCCUUAGUCCUGCCGGGGUGUGUUUUGAGGCUUGCCUGGUUUCAAAGCAAGGUGUCCAUUACAUUUGCAUUGGUGGCUAACAUUAGCCCAGCUGGCAAGCAGGCUCGUGGCCAUGCUGCUGAAACAGGGCUGGCGCAGCAGCUGCCGUGCAAAGGCAGGGAGGAGCAGCCGCGGCUCUGGCGCUGCGGCUGUACCAGCACAGUCCUGUCCUCCUCCACAGCACCGAAAGCUUUGUUGGAAAAAAAUCAAACACACACACACAAAAAAAAUAACGUUGCCUACUGGUCUGCCCCCUCCCUACCGUGUGAUUGCACAAGUUGUACCUCUUGCAUAUCAGAGAGGGCAGCCAGCAACCCAUACUGUGAUGGCUUUUUUUUUUUUAAUUCAAGUCUUAUAUUUGCUGUUAAGUUUACACUUUAUACUUGAUGGAAUGUAUGGCUUUGUUCAGGAAACUGCACUACAAUGUUGCAGUACUUUCAGCAGUUCUCGACUCUGCCUGGCACAAUAUAUUUUGAUAUGUUUAAUUUUAAUUGGAAAAAAAAAAAAAUUGAUAAACAUCCCAACCCUAAGUUAUCUUGCCCUCUGUCCUAAAGGAGUGAACUGUGGCUUGAGAAGCACUUAAGCUUAGAAUAUCUGUACUUAAGGGCUUAAUUUUUAAUCAUUCUUAACCUAACAUUUAAAAGCACCAUCAAAUAAAUGUUAAAAAGCACAGUAAUUAAUAUUAAAGGAGGAGCAUAAGCAGAUUACUCUUUCCAGCUAGAAAGAUGUCUCAGCAGUUCUGUUCCACUUCAGGUGUUUGCUGGCAGUGCAGUCGGAUGAACUAUGAUUGAUAGUUUUGUUCAACAGUAACCUUCUGUACAGGCAGAAAGAAAACCCCCAAGAUUUCUGCUUGAAAAAAAAGCUGUAAAAUAUAAUCUGUUUGCGUGUGUCUGAUCCUGUGAACUUCACUAUGUGUGUUUAUAUGAUGAGGAAAUGAAAAAAAAAAUCAGUCCUAUUCUGUAUUUGUACUACUGCUUGUUUGCUACAAUAGCUUUAAUGAUUUCUAGAGAUUACGUAUGUGUUGAAGCAGGUCCUGUAGCUUUAGCCUACAGCCUGGAAUAGGGUUAUUGCCUUUUAUUCAAGCCUCCUAAACAGUGUCACUCUGUUAGUAAACCAUGUGAAGUCAUGCUGGGACUUUGUAACCCAUCAAGUGGAUCUCACGAAGUGAUGUGAAGUAUAAUUAAGUGAUUGUGACUCGUUUUGGUAGGUUUGGGUCAGCACACAAAGCAUCAGCACACCUUCCGUAUUUGCAAUUCACUGUUACUGCUACACGGACAAAAGGAACCACCUCUGACUAAAGCUGUAUUACGGCAACCCAACAAUUCUAACAGCAUUCUCUGAAAUGAAAGCAAACUUCUCUAUUUUCACAUGUUUACAGGCAAACUGCUAUGACAAAGAGCAUAUUUUCUAACACUAGCUUACAGAGCAUUAUUUUGCAGUCAUCUAGUUUAAAGUCAGAUCUUACUAAUGUGUAAAGUAAUUCCUGUUGUACAGAAGUUAACCUGUUGUUUAAAAUGAAUGGUUAAAAAAAAGUGCAAAUGACAAAUACAUGUUGGUGUUUGUAUGGGUUUAUCUAGAAUAAAAUGCAUUUGGAGGUUA
This is a messenger RNA of Columba livia (rock pigeon), 7377 nucleotides long. It is a transcript of the gene PLXNC1, whose product is annotated as plexin C1. Gene Ontology annotation, cellular component: plasma membrane; semaphorin receptor complex. The record is from RefSeq and is a predicted model, not a curated record. Gene Ontology annotation, biological process: regulation of cell shape; semaphorin-plexin signaling pathway involved in axon guidance; negative regulation of cell adhesion. NCBI's taxonomy places the organism in Eukaryota, Metazoa, Chordata, Aves, Columbiformes, Columbidae. The transcript has 31 exons. Gene Ontology annotation, molecular function: semaphorin receptor activity; protein binding. Bases 136 to 4641 code for a protein of 1501 amino acids.